This is a messenger RNA of Rhipicephalus sanguineus (brown dog tick), 1351 nucleotides long. Its product is annotated as 26S proteasome non-ATPase regulatory subunit 6. Gene Ontology annotation, biological process: proteasome-mediated ubiquitin-dependent protein catabolic process. Gene Ontology annotation, cellular component: proteasome regulatory particle. NCBI's taxonomy places the organism in Eukaryota, Metazoa, Arthropoda, Arachnida, Ixodida, Ixodidae. The record is from RefSeq and is a predicted model, not a curated record. Bases 95 to 1261 code for a protein of 388 amino acids. The transcript has 8 exons.
GCGCAGCAGGGCGAGAAGAAGACAACGACGAGGAGUCCGAAGCGUCCGAGGAUCAUUCUACGUUUGUCGCGUUAGGAGUCUGCCCUUGUUCACCAUGCCGCUGGAAAAUAUGGAAGACGAGAGCCUGGAGAAGAAUCCCAACCUCGAGUUGGCACAGAUGAAGUUCCUGCUGGCCCGCCACGAGCCCCAUAACGACAAGCUCAAGCAAGAUCUCAUGGCAGCCAUCACCGAUCAGAACAUGGCGCCCUUCUACGAGGAGACGUGCGCCGACCUGGGCUGGACCAUCGAUCAGGACCUGGCGGCAAGGAUGAGGGUUGCCAACGUAAAAGAGUUGGCUCGUCUCGACGCGGCCAUCGAGGACGCCGAGAAGAACUUGAGCGAGACGGAGGUCCGCGAAGCGUACCUGCGCAAGGCGGAGUACCUGAGCCGCAUCGGUGACAAGGCUGCGGCGUUGGCACAGCUGAACAAGACGUACGAGAAGACGGUGGCUCUCGGUCACCGACUGGACGUGCUCUUCCACAUAAUCCGCCUGGGUCUCUUCUACAUGGACCACGACCUCAUCACGCGCAACAUUGACAGGGCCAAGACUCUGAUUGAAGAGCGCGGCGACUGGGACCGAAGGAACCGGCUCAAGGUGUACGUGGGACUGUACAGCAUCGCGGUGCGGGACUUCAAGAAGGCCGCCACCCUGUUCCUAGACACGGUGUCCACCUUCACCUGCUACGAACUGAUGGACUACGAGCGCUUCGUCACCUACACGGUCAUCACCUGCGUCAUCUCCAUGCCCCGUGUCGAGCUCCUCGACAAGGUUGUCAAAGGACCCGAGAUCCUGGAAGUGAUGCACGGCAUACCAGACAUCAGCGAGUACCUCUUCUCCCUCUACAAAUGCCGCUAUGCCAUCUUCUUCAGGAAGCUCGCGUACGUAGAGCAGCUGCUCUUACGCGACCGCAUCUGGUCUCCGCACGUGCGCUACUACGUGCGCGAGAUGCGCAUCCUGGCCUACUCACAGCUGCUGGAGUCCUACCGCAGCCUGACGCUGCAGUACAUGGCGGACACCUUCGGAGUCACCGUGUCCUUCAUUGACCAGGAGCUGGCGCGUUUCAUUGCGGCCGGGCGUCUCAACUGCAAGAUCGACAAAGUGGGAGGAGUGGUCGAGACCACGCGGCCUGACAGCAAGAACUACCAGUACCAGGCAUGCAUAAAGCAGGGAGACAUCCUCCUCAACAGGAUACAGAAGCUGAGUCGCGUCAUCAACAUCUGAGCAUCGUCGCCGGACCACUUCGACUCUUCGCGGGCUCCCCUCGCAAGUUCGUUCACUGUACGGCCCCGCCCUCCUGCUCCUCUUUUUUCU